CCCAACAGUUCGACACCAGGGGUUGUCUAUUUUUUCCCUUUAGUUUGUAGGAUAUAUUUUGACAUAUAUCCUAUUUUUUUCUGAUAUUGAAUGACAGUCGACUCCGAAAUAUUUAUGCCUAAAAGUAAAGCGCCCAAAAUGGAUGACCUGGACUACAUCCCUGUAGACCUGAGCCCGGAGGAGCGCUCUGAGCUGGAGGACAUCCGCAGGAGGAAGGGCGUCCUGCUGCAGGAGAUACAGAGGCUCCGAGAGGAGUUAAGAGAGGCCAUUUUGGAGGUGGAGGGGCUGGAGACCAGCACGGAGGGCAGUAAAACGCUCCAGAAAAGUCGGCAUGUGGCAAUGGGAAGGAAGAAAUUCAAUAUGGACCCAAAAAAGGGCAUUGUGUUUCUGGUGGACAACGAGAUGCUCAGACACACUACAGAGGAUAUCUCCCAGUUUCUCUACAAAGGCGAGGGCCUCAACAAGACCGCGAUAGGAGAUUACCUUGGAGAAAGGGAUGAAUUCAACCUCAAAGUUCUUCAGGCUUUUGUUGACCUCCAUGAGUUUACUGAUCUCAACCUCGUCCAGGCCCUCAGACAAUUCCUGUGGAGUUUCCGUUUGCCUGGUGAAGCUCAGAAGAUUGACAGAAUGAUGGAGGCCUUUGCUCAGAGAUACUGCCACUGCAACCCCGGGGUCUUCCAGAGCACUGACACAUGUUAUGUGCUGUCAUUUGCCAUCAUUAUGCUGAAUACAAGCCUCCACAACCCAAGCGUGAGGGACAAGCCCGGAAUUGACCGGUUCAUCUCAAUGAACCGAGGCAUCAAUGAGGGAGGAGACCUGCCCGAGGACCUGCUCAGGAAUCUUUACGAAAGCAUUAAAAAUGAGCCCUUCAAGAUCCCAGAAGACGACGGCAACGACCUGACGCACACCUUCUUCAACCCUGACCGAGAGGGCUGGCUUCUUAAACUUGGAGGACGAGUGAAAACCUGGAAACGGCGAUGGUUCAUUCUCACAGACAACUGCCUUUAUUACUUUGAAUACACCACAGAUAAGGAACCCCGAGGCAUCAUUCCCUUGGAAAACCUCAGCAUCCGCGAGGUAGAAGACCCAAGAAAACCUAACUGUUUUGAGUUGUACAUCCCCAACAACCGCGGUCAGCUGAUAAAGGCGUGCAAGACGGAGGCCGAUGGGAGAGUAGUGGAAGGAAACCACAAUGUGUAUCGUAUCUCCGCCCCCACACCCGAGGAGAAGGAUGAAUGGAUCCACAGCAUCAAAUCUGCUGUCAGUGUUGAUCCCUUCUAUGAAAUGCUCGCUGCCAGGAAGAAACGUAUAUCACUGAAGAAGAAGGAGGAACAACCCUAGAGAAUUCCCAUCAGCUCUUCCUGUCUUCCUUUGUCAUUCUCAUCCCUCCUUCCAACACUGGACACAGGUUGUCAUCCCUGCUCCCCACUUCCCGUUUUAGGUUUUGUUCCCCCUCUUUUUCACCGUCCUGAGAAUGCACCCUCUCUCUGGUAGCGCCUUGUGGUCCUUUGGGCUCUUGACAGCCACAUCCAGAGCGAGGCGCCCCCCACCGCGGCUGCCUCUUGCAAUCUUGUUUCUUACUCUCCUGCUGUUCUGCACGACCUGGAGCACCACGGCUGUCCCGUCUUCUCACCACAUUCCUCUCUCGUUCAGCGUUUACGUAAACUGUGAAAUGUCUUUGAGACCAUAUUCACACUAAUGUGUGUGUGAUUUUAAAACAACAUUUUGCUUACCCAAUAUGGACAAAUUGGCCAACGCUGGGAAAAUGGAGGAUUUAAUGAUUCUUCAGGAUUUUAGGUAUCUGGAUUUAAUUCUGAGAAUCUUACUUUGUCCUUCCUCCUUAACAGUGUCUCUGAAAACCACAAACAAAGCUCUAAAUAGAUUUGGUGAAUGCUUCGUAGUUUAUGAGUACAAUGGCAACAACAACUGUGAGACAGUCUGUCUGAAAGUCGUCUGCAUUAGUGCGAUAUGGUCUUAAGGAGCAAGCCGCUUCAGUUCUCGUGAAGUCGUCUUUCACGUGUGUUGAUGCUGCCUGGAUGAGAAAUUGCCUUUCUUGAUUCUAGAGAAAAUGUGAAUGCAAUAUUCAAACACUAACAAGAUUUAUGUUCAGUCCACGUUGGUCCGAGUGGAAUCGGUGGAAGCAGCAACUGAUUACAGAUUAGAGACGUGUCCAUCGCUUCCGAAAGUAUUUUUAAUGGCUUUGACACUCAUUGCUCCUGACUUCCCUUAGAUACUUCAACCGUUAUGAGGAAAAUGUCACUGUUCAUGACUAUUCGCCACGUUACUAUUGACCUUCAAAUAUGUCCAUUUCUCGAGGCUGAAAGGUUUCUUCACGAGCAGAAUUACUGGAGAAAGUUGUUCCUCUCCUUCCAGAUAGCUGCUUGUUUCAGCUGACUGAGAAUAGCAUGUUUUUUUGUGUUUUUUUUACACGUUGGAGCAAUAGCCGAGCAAACCGUAGUUCCAGUCUGUAGGCUUGUUUACAAAUCCUUCAUACCACUAUACUGAGCAUGUCCUCUCUGCUGUAACGCUCGAGCGUCACACGAAUAAUUUCCUUCCUGCCGAUGAGCAUUGACAUCUUUCUCACGAGUAAUAACUCAGACAUUUAACUGAUAGAGCUUUGAGAAAUCACAAAGGCAGCUCAUUACGAUGUACACUUUUUGUAAAUAGAUGUUAGCAUUUUUGUUUACGAUACACAUAGAAAUGAUUUAAUUUAUUCUUUAUCUUUUGUUAAAAUCUGAUUUUUGUACGAGCUGCUGUAGGACUGCAUGUUGAUAACUUGAGGUGUCGGUCGUAGGUACCGAUGCAGCGCUGAUCACGCUAGUGCACUGAUUUGAAAAGUUUUAGUGUUCCCUGUUGACAUGGAAAAAGUUGAUUUAUGCAUAGAGUGAAUUGUUUUAAUCUUAGUUUUAUUGUAAAAUAAAAAUAUAUUUAGGAAAUGUUUAGUCGUCUGAUUUAACUCCGGCCUCCCUGUUGGUUUUUGGAGUAAACCCGACUGUAAAGCACAAGCAGGAAUGAGUCUCUCUCUGUUGAGCUGCUCACAAGCUGAAACGGUCAUUUCCCAUCGUGAAAGAAAUGAAGAGACGACGAAACAAGGAACACAAACAAAGCUUUGAUUCAUUAUAUAAUAUACAAAUGUUCAGAUGUAAUGAAUCGGUAACGAGUCUAGAUUUGUGUCCAGUGAUAGUUUUGCUUGACAUCCAGUUCAUGAAUUUAUUACUCGUAGUUUGUUGACUUGGCAUUUUAAAUUGUAGUGAAAAUACUUGUCUCCUGCACUUUAUCAAUUUUAGCAUUUUGGAGAAAAUGCUGUUACUUUGACUGACGGUACUCUUUCUCACCCUCUACUGGCGACCUCACCCACUGCAAUAUGACGAAGGAUGAACCAUGAACUGUGUAGAAAUACUGUCUCACGCCACCGCCUGGUCAGGGCCAUCUUUAGCAGUUUUUUAUCACGACAUGUACCGUAUUUGUUCACCUGAUGAUAAGAUCAUGUUGUUUGAAGUGAAUUGAGGUCUUUUCUCUCUGAUCAGAACAUGUAGACCCUUAAAGACACAGCAAGUGAUUAAUCCUUCAAAUACAGAUACGGAUUGCCUUUGACUCUCCUCCAUCAAACUAACCACGGCCUAAAUUUAUACCUCCAUGUUGGCGCAUCCACUCAAAACACGGUCUGUCUGUAGGCCUUCCCUUUCUGGGGAUUCUUGAAGUGCCAAGUUGCCAACAAAUAUUUUCCUUAAAUCUGAAUAUUGAACACUGGAAUGAUCAGAUUGAAACUGGACCUCUGUUUCUGAUUCCACCCUUUUCAGAAAAUGUGUUAAUUUUGUAUUUAUUUAUUUUUAUUUACUGUGAGGUGAAGAUUGAUAGAUCAUCUGUAAAUGUAGCAAAAUGAAAACGAUACAUUGGUGCCAGUAAACUACUGUGUAACAAUAAAUGGUAAACCGACA
Messenger RNA from Pseudoliparis swirei, 3938 nucleotides. RefSeq names its product cytohesin 2 (gene cyth2). The coding region runs from base 91 to 1341 and encodes 416 amino acids. The record is from RefSeq and is a predicted model, not a curated record. The transcript has 12 exons. Gene Ontology annotation, molecular function: guanyl-nucleotide exchange factor activity. Gene Ontology annotation, biological process: regulation of ARF protein signal transduction. Lineage: Eukaryota; Metazoa; Chordata; Actinopteri; Perciformes; Liparidae.